CCGAGGACGGGAGCCUGACCGAUCCCGAAGCAUUUGCGAAGGACACUUGCCAUGCGCUGCUCUAUUUGUAUGCGGAUUCAUGGUGCUGCACGCCUGGUUGCACGCGAAGCUCGGGGACGUCUUCGCGGAGUCUUUCGACACGUACACCUCGUCGAUGUCGGACUACGCGCUGCUCCUCACCGGCCUGCCGCCGUCCGCGACGAACGAGAGGGAGCUGCUGCGCGAGCUGCAGGCCGACCUGCCCGACGCCAUCGGGGUGUCGAUCUGCUACAACCUCGACUGCGAGAGCGUGGCGAGCACCAUCGACGCCAUGACGCAGUUCGUCCUGGACCUCGAGUACGAGGUGAACGAGGUCGAGGAGGAGGAGGCGCAGGAGCAGGUGGACACAGAUGCGGCGGUGGCUGAGGCUACUGCUGAGGAUCUGCGAGGUUUGCUCGGUGGAGCUGCUGAUGGAAGGGCGCAGAAGAAGCUACUGAGAGGGAAGCUCAAGAGGCUGCUCGAUAAAGGGGCCCUCGUCGGUGGUAGCCGGGCCUUUGUCGUGUUCAAGACCAAGGCCUGCCGCAACAAGG
Molecule: messenger RNA, 569 nt
Organism: Prorocentrum cordatum
Lineage: Eukaryota; Dinophyceae; Prorocentrales; Prorocentraceae
Source: the annotation of a GenBank genome assembly